Lutzomyia longipalpis is the source of this 1723-nucleotide messenger RNA. Its product is annotated as E3 ubiquitin-protein ligase RNF185-like. The transcript is spliced from 3 exons. Gene Ontology annotation, molecular function: metal ion binding; ubiquitin-like protein conjugating enzyme binding; ubiquitin protein ligase activity. Bases 231 to 833 code for a protein of 200 amino acids. The record is from RefSeq and is a predicted model, not a curated record. NCBI's taxonomy places the organism in Eukaryota, Metazoa, Arthropoda, Insecta, Diptera, Psychodidae. Gene Ontology annotation, cellular component: endoplasmic reticulum. Gene Ontology annotation, biological process: ubiquitin-dependent protein catabolic process.
GACAUUUCUCUCAGCUUUUAUUACGUGGCCCCACAAUUAUCCUCAUUGUUUCAUUCAUUUUUCAUUUUUUUCUUACGGACGAAAAUUGAGAGUAAUAUGGGACAGCUCAAUAGUUUUGGAUUUUAUAAAUUUCGUAGUGAAGACGUGCGAGAAGUUUCUUUCUAAUUUUCUUCAUAUUUCUAAUCUCAAUUCCUGCAAUCUUAGAGAUCCCUAAAAAAAAAAAGAAAACAAUGGCAUCUACUUCAGCACGACCUGAACCAUCAGCCCCACCGGCAGAGGAGGAACCAUCAGCAUCGACGUCUCAGCCAAAGGAUGCCGGCACAUCGGGCGGAAGUGAGGAGGAGGAGAGGAAUGCCGCUGGUGCAUUUGAGUGCAACAUCUGCUUGGAUACUGCAAAGGAUGCCGUUGUGAGUAUGUGUGGGCAUCUCUUCUGCUGGCCGUGUCUGCAUCAGUGGCUCGAGACGCGGCCAACGCGUCAGCUGUGUCCCGUGUGCAAGGCAGCCAUUAGCCAGGAGAAGGUGAUCCCACUGUAUGGGCGAAGCAGUGAGCAGAAGGAUCCACGCACGAAAGUUCCACCACGACCCGCCGGCCAGAGGACGGAACCGGAACAGGCGCCCGGAUUCCAAGGAUUUGGCUUUGGUGAUGGUGGUUUUCACAUGUCCUUCGGCAUUGGGGCCUUCCCCUUUGGCUUCUUCACAUCCUCCUUCAACUUUGGUGAUCCCAGGCCAAGUGCAGCUCCACGGGGAACAAUGCAGUUCGAGGAGGAACAAUUUUUAUCAAAAGUAUUCCUCUGGGUGGCAAUUUUGUUCCUUGGGUGGCUUCUCUUUGCGUAGCAUCAUCACGACGUGCCCGAGGAUGAGGGAGGUAAGUAAGACGGAACAUGAUGAUGGGGUUUAAUCACAUGAUAGCCUCAAAAGAAGAAUCCUCAAUGGGAAUUAGCCACCGUCGUCGGAAUGAAGCAGGUGACGAAAAAUUAUGAGAGAGAAAAUCAAGUAAAAAUUAAACUUAUCACACCCCCGUUUUCCUCCCCCAACUAGUGUGGAAAAACCUAAAAAAAUUAAAUAAAAUGCGGACGAUUUAUCAAGUAAAAAAAGGGAGAAAAGAAUUACAUUUAACUAGUCACAUGAGAAACAAAUAAUUUAGUUUUUAUCUUGUGCUAAAAAUCUCUCACAGAGCAAGAAAUUGUUUUUUUUAAAGAAAAAUUAGAGAAAUCGUACGUGAAGGAAUAUUUUUUAAUUUAUGAUUUUAUUAUCUUAUUAUUAUACUUUCAAUUUAUGUGCUAGCAGAGAGAUAGUGAAGGUAAUUGUUGAUUAAAGAAAUAGAAAUAAAAAUUGAAGAAAAAAAUAUUAUCAAUAUGGGCCAGAAGAAUUAUUAGGAGAGAUUGCAAAGCACAAUAAUUUUUUUUUUGAGAGUGGUCUGCAUUCCAAGAAAUUGAGAAAUUCUUUCAACAUCUUCCGGAGUUUUUAUUUUCGGGUUAUUUUUUGUUGUUUCUUACCCUUUGCGGCUUUUUAGAGUGAUGAAAAUAAAAGAGUUAUCAAUACACAGACUCUGUGGCAAAAUAAGUCGUUUUUUUUUUAAUAUGUAUAGAGAUGAGAAAGAUGAAUGAGAGAAAACUAUCAAAUAUGUACAUUUUUUUUAAAUUUACAAAUUACAAUAUUUUAUUUUAUUUGAAAACUUACUGUAUAGUUAUUAUUGAAAAUAAAUUAACAUUUAUAAGGGUAAA